GUUGGACUCGCCCGGCCAUAUAAAACGGCUGAUUUGAAUAUCGCAUGAUGACUUUACUGUUUUCAUCAGCAGAGACGAUAUCUUCUUUGGUGACACGAUUAACCUCUCGUUGUCUUCUGUACGAAUCAUGAAUCGCAAUCGCAAUUUGCUGAAUUUCACAGGCGUGCUGAUCGUGAUGGUCUUUAUCAACUUUGCCACUGGCGCUACUAAUAAUCUAAACAAACAACGAUUUGCGACCCAACUAGGAUCUGCCGUUUCCGGCAAUGUGCAGAAUUCUGCGGAUCGAGGCCAACAGCGGUCACCACCAGCGUUUCAGCCAGUUGUAGCUGAAACGAGUAUACCUCUGACUACUCGCGGUCCAGUUCCACCUCGUCCUCCUCCCGGUUCAAUCCCAAAUCUCCCACCCAUAGCUGAAACACCUCGACCAACUUAUCUUCUAACAACUUCACAAAAACCAACACCGGGCAUUAACUACCCCCCAACAAAUCCAGUGAUUGCAGCGGCUCCAGCGAAUGAACCAGAAACCACGACUGACGUGCUUUAACGUUGUAAUUCUGUUAGCUCAGUACCUUUUGUAAAGACUAUUUAGCUUUUACUUCUUUUCGCAAGGUGUACUAGUCACCCACAGUUAUUGUGAAGGGAAAACAAGCAGGUCUGGUUGUUGACGGGGUUGGUUAAUUUAUUUUUUUAAGGUGGUGGACUUUUAUCCUAACUUGUUUAAAGGGGGAAUGGGUGACUGUUCGUUUUGUCCUAUGGAUCCUGAAUUUGUAAGUGAAUAAUUUCUUGUUUAAAAAACAGGGCUUUAAUAUUGGAAUUACUAGCGAUGUAAAGGGUUUUGUUGAUGACGUAAACGCGGAGAUUUGGAAUCCAGCUGGGUCCCCUAAUCCACAAUGGAAUAAAGAUACAAGUGUAAUCCGUUUCUUCUUGAUAAACCUAAUUUCUUUUUGUGUCAAGUUCCGUUUUGAGGUUGGGUUAAUAUUUUCUUAUUGCAGCACUUGAUGGAUUCAAAGAUAAUCUCAUUUAGCCCCUGACUGUGAAGCAUUUCGCAACGUUUCCAUAAUGUUUGGAAUACUUAUGUCAGUUCGAUUUAGUUGAGGCUCUGGUUACAGUAGUUACGUCGAUAGCUACGCCGGUCGUGUGAGUUUGUUGGAUGUGACUAGUAAACAUUCCGGCCAUUGCUGCUAUCGCCCAAUUCCGUCGCCAGUCAACUCCGCCUUGAAGUGGGCGGGACUGUAAUUCAAACUGCAGGGAUGUACGGUUCUUCUUAUCCGCUUGGUUGAUGUUGGAUGUGGCUAUGGGAAAAUGAUUUCGAUUCAUGAAUCAUCAUUCAGAGCGGAAUGCUUUAACUGAGUAUCAACAUGAUAGCGCGCAUAAUUCUAUAUGCACUCAUUUACUUGGGUCUCGUACUGAACCUUAUUACUUUAUUUUUGAUAUUACGUCGCCCACUGGAUUGUCUUAUUUCGUCUUUUCUAACAUUUGGAGGUUGUUAAUAAGCGGAUUUUUUUUCGUAGUUUAAUAUCCUAAAUGAUGAUUAGAUUGGGAUUUAAAUAUUUACAAGCAUUGGAUCAAGUAUCUUUUGGCGAUGACUCACUUAAUCACGGAAUGGGCAUUGAUGAGUCACGUAGCAGGUUGCAUUUCGGGAAUGAGUUCAUAAGAAUUGGCAGCAUUGACACUCGGGUUCCAAUUUUUGAUGAUAUUCUGUGUCAAAGCACGUAAACUGGACGUGAGAAACCAAUCGAAUCAACUCUCUUCCGGGGUUUUGUUGCGUUUUUAUGUCUCAUUUUAACUUUAACUUUGACACCUUCGACCACCUGCCUUAAAUUUGCACUUAUUGCCAUCAACCACGUCAGCAGCAACAAGUGGCUGAAAUGAAAUGCAUCCAGGGAUUCAAAUUUCUGGCUUUAACUCCCAGGGUAUAAAAACGGAUUGCAAUCAUUGCAUUUUCGUGGCAAUCGCUUCUGAUCGCUGCACGUUGACUGGAGUCUUUCACCAUGAAAUCGCAGAAGAUGUGGGUGGUCAUUUUGGCAGUCGUUUUCUCCGACGCUUUUGCCGCACCGAUGGCGGUGACAACGGUGAAGCCGCAAACGACUCCCGCUAACCCAGGACUAGAAGUCCAGGAACUGAUUAUCUUGCGUGAUUACUACAAAAACAAACCGGCGGAUUCAGAGAACUCAAAAAAGGAAAAAGCUCAGAAAUUGAAGGAGUAUGAAGACAGACUUGCACCCAAACAGGCCAAUUUGUAUAAUCUAGCGUACGCUGCUUAUCUCUUAAAUCCGAAAUAUGAUAUUAGCCUGUAUUCGACUGACCCGUUUUCAAAAGAGAAUGCAACCGGUGAAUUUCCUGCCAUCCAAAAAUACAAAGACAAAAUUAAUUAUUACCAAGACAAGUGUCCAUUCCAGUUUAAGGGGAAUUAUUUGCUGGCUAGAGAUAUGGGUAUGGACGUCGAGUUCAAACAAGAUGGCUCUCCCUACGGUACUCCCGUAUUUGGGCAGUUUGGAAAGGCCCAAGCCUUUUACAACGAUCUUUGGGCGAAGCGAAAUUUGCCGUACACGAUGGACGAGUACCCAAUCUUGCGUGAUCAUUGGCAAAAACUGUUGAACCAACGUAUAGAGCUGGACAAAACUAGGAAACCGAGCCAAGCCGAGCUUUUGGCGUACGACAAAUAUCUCAAAGGCCCAGAGCCAAAAGGGGGUUUCACUUUGCCAUUCUGGAUUCCCCCCACGCCCCCGCCAAAGAAAUGGGUUUCGGUGGAAUAUUUUUGCGGAGGUGGCAAGGGAGGUGGAAAUUGGUGCACGAAAUGGGUGUGGCAGUGAUGUGUAACCAUCGUCAAUCUUAUUCUGAAUUCCUCUCCGGUGCAACCUCUGCCUGGCUGUUUCGAUCUUGUUUGCUUUGAACUUUGCUUGUGUGUCAAAAAAAGAACUUAUUAAUUGGCAAUUUGAAUUUUGCUUGUUUCAAAAAAAGAAAUUUCGCUGAUGGAAUGUUUCGGCUGUUUUCCUUCAGACAAUAUAUAGAAUUUUGCAUUCAAA
Messenger RNA from Daphnia pulicaria, 3026 nucleotides. RefSeq lists its product as uncharacterized. Lineage: Eukaryota; Metazoa; Arthropoda; Branchiopoda; Diplostraca; Daphniidae. The transcript has 7 exons. The record is from RefSeq and is a predicted model, not a curated record. Bases 1992 to 2813 code for a protein of 273 amino acids.